UUGAUCCUUCUAUACCGGUCCUCCCCCCGCCAGUAGACCCUGCCUCUAGGUCAUGGCUGCUCUAGUCCAAUGAAGCAAAGAGAGCUCAUGCACUCCAUUGACCUAGAAUACACCAGAUCAACCAUGUUUCUUCCUUGGAAGGGCCCAUUCAUCGUCAUCGAGCGCUCCCGAACAGGUUGUAACCGGCCGUUCAAGAAUGGAAUCAGUCAGAGCAUUUUAGCUUUCAGUGCAGGUUGUCCAAACCAGGGAAAGAUAUUUGAAUGGUUCACUCUGCUAAUGACGGUAACAAAUGGAUUCACUCUCAUCAAGGUCGUCAUAAACGCAAUUCUCAUUGCUCCAUUUAGCCUCGAAAGAGCAACCAUAAAGACGUUGUUACUUUGCCCGUCGCUGUCAUUGUUCUGUUUGUCUUGAAGGGGGGAAAGUUUCAGUUUCACACAAUAUUGAGUCUUGAAAAAGGAUGUCCCAUUGGAAACAAUGAUUCUCGACAAGGCCAAGCGAUAUUCAAGCCGGCGUGGUAUCUCCCCAUCAUCCUCCCCAUCCAACUCACAACCAAGGGGUACAAGGACAACCUCACUACGUACUACAGAGUUGUCGCCGCCAUCUGAGCAUUAAAAGCAAGCUGGUAGCUAGAUCUCCCGUAAGGUUCACGGGACUGUUUUUCAAAGGCCCUUCUUUGCCUUUGAAACGAGCGGCUUUGCUGGAAGUUGAGUUCCAAAGCCAUCCGGUUGUGGUUUGCGGUUUGAGAAGAAGUGCUUGCCAUUGAAUCCGAAGCAACAGCAUUGGGGUCGGCUGGGAGCGACAUCCUUGCUAGUAGCAGGCUUUAACUUGAAGGAGCACGCACCGAACGAGGAAAAGCGUUUGCAGUGAGGGCUUUCCCUGAGGAAUCUCAACUGUCCCGCCGUGUUCUCGCGGCGUUGGAGGUACCGUACCGUACCGUACCGCUGUGAAGAAACCUGCAAUGUCAGCUACAACCACAAUGGCACCAAUUGGAUGAUGGUACCGGUUCGGUCAAGGUUGCUGUUGUUGGACUGCUGCCUGGCUGCGGUAGCUAGCUGUCAAAGGAGCUGAUGAGCUUGCUGCGGCCCGCAGCCACCACUCGGGUCUGCUGGGUUGUACCGUACGUGCUGGUUAUUCAGCACCAAUCCGCCGACCAUUGCCAGGAUUGCCCGAGGGGUUCUAGCUAGCUCACACCUGGGCCUGAAACCUGGGCGUCUCUUCUUCUUACCUUGCAACCGCAAGAGUAGAGAAAUCUCAAGCGGCUCGUUCAUGGUUCCGGAUCAAACAUCUCACAGUAAAACAGUAGGAAUAGGCGAAGCAAGCGGGUCCGUGUUCUAGUCGUACUAGGACAGAUAUCACGUUCUCGUUUCUUCCAGUCAAACAUGGGUUGUUGGUGCUUCUUACGCGUUGGAAUGAAUUCAAAUGCAGCAAAAAGUGUGAGUGUCUUACUGGGUUUGACAAAGUCAACCCGAGUUCUGCUGCCUCGUGCCGACAAUGCAGAUAAUUCAGUGUUAUGUGGCGACCGCCAGCUACCGGUACCUAGCAGCUCCGUAGUACCGUACCCAUCAAAGACGAAUAAAUAGCAUAGACUCUUCAUGCAAUCGCCCAUUUUACGUUUUACGAAUAAGUCUAAACCCUCAAAGUUUGGUGCAUUCGUGCUUGGAGUUGAGCCAGUGUUAUCUCCCACCUCUUCAAAACCCGACAUCACAAAGUCUGUUGCAUCGCCUUGUUAUUUUCUCUAGCUAGUAGUUUUGAUUUGGUUCUUGUUGCCACUUGUUAUCUCGGUUAUCUCGAUCGUUCCUAUGCCUAACCAAGUCCGAACUUGGGAGGAAAACUAUGCCCAAUUGGUUGCAUACAAGAAGGAGCGCGGUGAUUGCAUGGUACCCCUGCGAUACGCACAGGAUAAAAUAUUGGGAAAAUGGGUGUCCACGCAGCGAGAAAGUCGCUAUGUGCUGAAACCAGAACGAAAGGAGCUUCUGGAUUCGAUUGGAUUUGAAUGGCAUCCACGCCAACGUCGUUCCGAUGACAAGUGGAAUGGUAUGUUUAAACGGUUGUUGGAAUACCGAGAAAAGAAUGACCUUGCAACUGUUUUCAGUGCCAACAAAGAAGACCCAGAACUGGUCAAAUGGUGUUGCAACCAGAGAGAGUACUCAGGAAGAGGACUGCUAAAUGAAGAACGCUACAACCGUCUGCGCGAUGUUGGAUUUCCAGUAAGACCACUGCAAAAAAGUGUUCAAGCCAAGCGUGAGCAAGAUCAACAACAAAUUGCUCCACCAGAAGGCAAUAUUAGCAAUGCCAGCACAGACUCCAACCAAAAGGCAAAGAAGAAAAAAAUCAAAAAGAUGAAUUUAUCUCCAGCAGUCCUGGACGUCAAUAAGACUGCUGCCACCAAGAUUAGUCGAUUUUUGACCGAGGAGAAUGAACAGGAUGAGGAGGAUGCAACGACAACACCACCCACACCAUCUCCAGCUCCAACCAUUGUGCCUUCCGCGGAUUUGAUAGCCACUACAUCAGGCUCUGGCACGGCCAGACGUCGUAGUUGGCUGGAGAGCUACGCUGCCCUGGCUGGAUUCAAGGGCCAGCACGGUCACUGCCGCGUACCUAUCCAGUACAAGCAGGACAAACAACUUGGGAUCUGGGUGGGGGAACAAAAGAAGAAAAAGUUCCUCAUGAGCGACGAGCGCCGCGAAAAACUGGAGGAACUCGGUUUUACCUGGGCAAAUCCACGAGGCAAGCAAUGGUCUGUCAUGUUUGAGAAGCUCAGGGAGUACCGCGAGGAGCAUCCCCAGAACUUCAAGCCCAAGAAUUUCAACUUGAGAAAGUGGCUGGAAUCCCAGCGUCAUGCCAUCUUGGACGGAAGUCUGUCUCGAGAGUGCGCUGACAAACUGCGGUCCAUUGGCUAUGACUUUUCAGACGAGAUAAAGACAUUGGAUUCGCAAGACAGCAUGACCGAGUCUGAGGGGGGAGAAGGAGAAGAAGAAGAUAGCUCCAUCGAGGCAAUCAGUAGCACUGAAGACUCCCAGUCAAUUAUGCCACCCAAGAAAAAGAGACAGGUUUCGGUCCUUUCCGAACCAGGCACGGCUCCCGACGCUGUGGCCGAAGAUACUCCAAUGGGGGAUGUGGCUGAGAGCCUUCUUUCUCUUUCUGCUCCUGGUGGUAGCAAACCUCCAUCACGCAAAAACAGUGACGACGCCACCAAAAGCACUCCGCCCAAGAAGAAGCAGAAAACGUCGCCGAGUCUCAUCGAGCACCAGUUCCUUCCUCCGCCUCCUCCAGAGUUGCCUGUUGUCCCACCCACCGAAGACAAAGCAGCCGAUACAGCCAAGCGUCAACACUACAAUACUAGAGGCGUGGGUUUGUUCAUGGGAACAGACGCUGCAGCGUCCAUGGCUCGUGGGGGCAUGUCGUCGUCGGCCCACGGAGGUGCCUUGGCCGCAAAUAAUGUGCUUCCAGUGGAGCAAAUGCUGGCGCUUCAACAAGGGCGCGCGACAGGCCGCAUGGGCAUCAACAAUGCUAACAUCAACAAUGCUAGUGCCAUGAUGACACAGCAGCUGCAGCAGCAGCAUCCAUGGCAGCAGCACCGGGGACCACAACAACCGGUGCAUCCUCCUCCUCCAACAAAGUCAGAACUGGAUGACUUGCAAUUGGCAGAUUUGUACCUUCUUUUGGUGAAGGAGAUUGGACCCCAUCGACGCUAGUUUGAUACGGUACCAACACAUUCAUAAAGCUGGCAACUGGAUCACUCGCUGGAACGACAAGAAUUCCGCAUAUUCACAAUCAUAACAAUAUCAUAAUAUCAUAAGAACAACCAAACUAC
Molecule: messenger RNA, 3814 nt
Organism: Seminavis robusta
Lineage: Eukaryota; Bacillariophyta; Bacillariophyceae; Naviculales; Naviculaceae
Source: the annotation of a GenBank genome assembly